UGGCCGUGCAGCAUAGUCCGUGGAAUGUAUACAAUCGAUUGCAUUUCAAGGUACUGGCAGAAAUCGAUUUCGAAAGAGUUGUUCAUUUUCCAACUUGGCUCAACCUUGGCACUGCUUUUUCUUUCUUCGCCCCAUGAGCAUCCAACCCCCUCCCGUGCCCACGACCGGCACGGCCACAUACGUGUUUGAUCCGUGGAUGACUGGCGGCGUGUCUGGCUCCAUCAUCACGGACGUCGGUGCAGUGUCCACGUCCAUCAAGGCGGACUUGGACUUGACCGAUGCCGACUGGGCCGCGCUAACCGCGUUCGACGGCAACUGCACCAACGUCGCCGUGACCGACUUUGCGUGGCACAUCCAUACCCAGUGGAACAACAACCAGAACCACUCGUCGGGGCUCACAAACGAUUGUGCGAUCGCCAACACGGCCAACCAUUUCGACCCCAACUUUGCAUGUGGCCCCAACUCGGACAAUAUCAAGUCGCGUCAAUGCGCGAACAAAACGUACGGAUGCAACGCGACGUUGUAUGCCAACAACCCCGACGUGUGCGAAAAGGGCGACUUGUCCGGCAAGCUCGGCAAGAUGAAGGCUGUCAACGGCAAGAUAGCCGCGACGUGGAUCGACAAGGGCAACUAUCCGACCGUGGCCGAGCACAAGAUCACGUGGAACAUCGUGCUGCAUGCCGUCUGCGGCACGGCCACCCCUCGCUUUGUCUGCGCUAAGAUCGACACGCUUUCGAUGGACAACAACACGUCGUCGAUCACGACGGUCCGUCCCACGCCAGCGACGGUGCCCACCACCUCCAGCACUACCCCAGCCACGACGGAAGCUUCGUCCGCCAGUGCCAUCAAAGUGUCUGUGAAGGCCAUGGCGGCAAUUGCGUUCGCCUUGGCCUUGAUUUAA
Molecule: messenger RNA, 901 nt
Organism: Aphanomyces astaci
Lineage: Eukaryota; Oomycota; Saprolegniomycetes; Saprolegniales; Verrucalvaceae
Exons: 1
Coding region: 134-901 (255 amino acids)
Biological process (GO): superoxide metabolic process
Molecular function (GO): metal ion binding
Source: RefSeq, a predicted model, not a curated record